GACAAUCUUUUUGCCUUUUCUUUUGUUUUCCAUCUCAUUCGACCUUUGUUGCCCUCCUCCUUUGCACCUUGUCUUGCUUGCAAAAUUUAGCUACCUAAAUGCCUCCUUUCUCAAGUUUUCUGAUAUUCCUAGCCUUCUCUCUUUCCGUCUCUCUACGAUCCAAGAAAGCUUUGAUUCUUCAAGUUUUAUUUUAUAUAAACAUAUAUAAAGAAUGAUACUUAAACUCUUCUUCUUUAUAUUAACACCAUUGGUUCUUCUCUUGCCUUCUCCAUCAUUGUUCUUGACAUUCAAGAAACUUCAAAACUGCAUUUCACAGAGCAGCUCUGAGACAUGGGUUCUGAAUCGGUUGUUCAGUUUUCUGCUUUCUUCCUCUUCUUCUAUCUUUUCUUCAGUUCAGGUUCAAUUGUUGCAGAAACACUUCCUUUGGAAGCAAUCCAGGAUGACAGAAUAGCAGACAACCAAGAAAACCAGAUACCUUUCUCAUCUCCAGUUUCCACCACCCAACUAGACACAGUUCCUACAGUUAACCCAACAACCACACCUAUUGUAAAUCCAAUAGAUUCCCCUCCAGCACCAGUUGCAAUUGAUUCGCCUCCAGCACCAGUUGCAAUUGAUUCGCCUCCAGCACCAGCUGCAGUCACUACAACACCGCCGAUGCCACCAUCCACCACAACUCCAAGCUCAUCAGGAGGUCAAUGGUGUAUUGCAAGCCCAACAGCUUCAGAAACUGCUUUACAGGUAGCUCUUGACUAUGCUUGUGGCUAUGGCGGGGCAGACUGUGCAGCAAUUCAAUCAGGUGGAAGUUGUUAUAACCCAAAUACCGUCCGCGACCAUGCUUCGUACGCCUUCAAUAGUUAUUACCAGAAGAAUCCAAUUCCUACCAGUUGUGUUUUUGGCGGAACAGCACAACUUACCAGCACUGACCCAAGUAAUGGAAACUGUCACUUUGCAGCAUCCUCAUCAACACCCAGCAUAAGUUCACCAGUCAACCCAACACCAACACCAACCAUUCCAACUCCUACAAUCACCACUCCAACUACGAUGACUCCACCAAUGACAACCACACCUGGUGGACCAACAAUUUUUGGCGUGGCAGAACCCACAGGCCUGCCCAGCUCAGCCACCUCCAUUUCAUGCAGUUUACUUCUCCUCUAUUCGAUGACAGCUAUUGUUGGAUCACUUCUUGCUGCAAAUCAUCUCUAGGCAUAUGGAAUUAAGUUUACAGCUCUUUUAAACGAGAUGGAAGUUGCCUUGCUUUCAUACCAAAUUUUCAAUUUUUAAGCAGGCAGGGAGAUUCAACACCCACAUAUUCUCUCAAAGCCUCAUUGUCACCGUACAAUCUAUCUGCUAUACUGCUGCUAUGUCAGCAUAUUAGUCGAUUAAGAAGUCCAAAGAAAAGGGUAUAGAACGUCUUAGGUUCUUGUACUUGUAGGAAAGUUAGAUUAGUUACUCUUUCUUGAGUUUUAUUAGCAUAAUAAAAUAUUAGAUAAGCUUCUAUGCUUUAGAGCUACUCAAACAGAUAAGAAGAAUGUACCCAUUAUUAGCUAGCAAGUGAAUUUAAUUUUAUGAAUGGGAAGAGCAAGAGCAACAACUACUUUCAUAAAA
Molecule: messenger RNA, 1605 nt
Organism: Ricinus communis (castor bean)
Lineage: Eukaryota; Viridiplantae; Streptophyta; Magnoliopsida; Malpighiales; Euphorbiaceae
Product: PLASMODESMATA CALLOSE-BINDING PROTEIN 4
Exons: 4
Coding region: 331-1203 (290 amino acids)
Source: RefSeq, a predicted model, not a curated record